AUGGCUGCAAAGCACCCAAAACGAAGUACAUCAUUUCUUCCACUAGAAAUCAUAGAAACUAUCCUAUUAAAUUUACCCGUGGAAUCUCUUCUUCGAUUCAAAACAGUCUCGAAAUCAUGGAAUACGAUGAUCUCCGAUCCUGCAUUCGUCGAAAAUCAGCUCCACCGAUCGAAAACUUCAAGCUCACGUAAUCUUCUUCUAGGUGAGUUGGGAUUCAGUCAUUAUAAUAGUGAAGAUUACUCUUUGGUUAAAAUCGACAAAGAUCGUAAACUCCAAACUUUACAAUUAUCGGAAUACCCUCCCGGCUCCAACGUUGUCUUAUCCUAUUGCGACGGCGUUCUGCUCUUAACCAACGACAGACAAACUUGCAUGGAUUUCGUGCUGUGGAAUCCAUCCACUGGAACGCAUGCAACGUUUCAGUUCCCGUACGAAGUAAACCCCCGUUCCCAGAAAAUUUACGGGCUUUGUCACGAUCCGAGAACCGGCGGUUUUAAGGUUGUUGUUGUUGUGUGUUUGAAAUACUACACGGUUUAUUCGUGCAAGAACAAUUCCUGGACGAGGAAAAAAGAAUUCGGUGACACUAGUUUUCUGGUAGUUUACGAUCCACAUAUUUUUGUUGACGGAGUUUUCUAUCUGCUCUUGAUGGAUCCCGGUAUAUAUCUUAUAACAUACUUUGAUCCGGUAGACGACGAGUUCAAGAUAUUGCGGAAGCCGGAGAUUGUAGUCGACCACCUAUGGAUUUACAUGGCUGAUUUGAAAGGGCGUUUGUGCGUGUAUUGCAAUGCGAACGACGGCCGCGGUAACGCGAUUCGAAUUUGGAUAAAGGGAGAGGGCGUCGGAAAUAAUUACUGGGAGGAGUUGAUAACGAUCGAGAAUGUGCCGACGUACAUUUGGUUUUUUAAACCAUUGUGUUUCGUCGAAAAUAAGAUUCUAAUCCAAUUAUACUCGAGCAGACUUGUGCUCUACAACCCUUCUGAGAAGACGUUUGAAAAAUUUGACAUCGAACGUUCUAGUGUCUACUGUGAGUAUUUUCCGUAUCUGGAUAGUCUGAUCGACCCCGGCGCGUUUUUUCCGGCACAAGAGAAAGAGGAAGUUGUAAUAGAAAAAUUAAUCAGUUGUUCGUAA
Molecule: messenger RNA, 1125 nt
Organism: Erythranthe guttata (spotted monkey flower)
Lineage: Eukaryota; Viridiplantae; Streptophyta; Magnoliopsida; Lamiales; Phrymaceae
Product: F-box/kelch-repeat protein At3g23880
Molecular function (GO): protein binding
Source: RefSeq, a predicted model, not a curated record